This is a messenger RNA of Aplysia californica (California sea hare), 5100 nucleotides long. Its product is annotated as filaggrin. NCBI's taxonomy places the organism in Eukaryota, Metazoa, Mollusca, Gastropoda, Aplysiida, Aplysiidae. The record is from RefSeq and is a predicted model, not a curated record.
AGGCGUUCCCCGGACAGGUUCAACAACAAGUUCCGUGAGUACGUUCCAGAGUAUGGCACUCACCUGCCCCGGGCUCCAGCCUUCAGGAGUGUGUCACCUCAGGAAGUCAAAGAAAUCAACAACAGGCUGACCAGACCUACCGUAGUCUCCUUUAUACGUCACAAGUCAGGGGUCAGCCGGUCAGCGAAGAGCAGAGGCUCCCCUAGAGGGCGCUUGUCUGACCACGGGGAGAAUCAGGAGGAGGGGGAGGGGGAGACAGAGGAAGACGGAAAAGGAGGAGGAGGAGGAGCUUAUGAGAAUGAUGCGGGGCUUAAACGUCAGCAGCAGAGGCCUUCGGGACAUCGUCGGGUUGUGCCGUGCUCUGAUUGGUCCGACGAAGAAGGUGGAGGCGGAGGCGGGUACUAUUAUGUAGAUGAGGACCACUCAGGGUAUGGUAGCGAACGGAGCGAGGAAAAACAAGGUAGAUUUCAGUCUUCUAUAAAACACCCUGGACUAAGUAAUUCAAGGUAUCAUAGUCAUGAGAAAGGUGGGAGGAUGAGAGAACAGACGAACAAAGAUAGAAUGUCUGACAGGGAGAGAAAGGAAGAAGAUCGCUUGCCUCUUGUCGAGAGUCGAGAAUCUGAGCGGAGAGACGACGCACACCGAAGUUCUGCAUACGAGUCGUCUGAUAAUGACUUUCAAGAUCGUGACGUCAUAAUUCAAAAUGGCGACACCACGUGUGAAGAAGAUUUGAGCCAGCAGGAUAAAACAAGCGAAAAGGAUGGACCGGAAGAUAAAGACUGUGACGUCAAAAAUAACAACACGAAGAAAGCUCGCAGAAAGACGAUCGGAUCAGCCUCGACCGUAUCUCGCAAGAGCGUGAACAGCAGAAGCGGUUUGGGAUACAGCCCGCCUAAAAGAAGACUUUUGAUCUUGGAAGAAAUAAUGAGAUCGAAAGUGCCGGCCCGUCAGAGACAGAACGUGAAGGUUGCGGCAGCUCGGAGAAGCCAGUGGGAGAAGGAGAGGGUUAAGCUAGACCGUAGAGAGAAGGUAGACAAUAGGUUGAGCCAGUCUCCUUACUGCGAGCCCAUGCCUAGGUUAUAUGUGAUGUACCCUGUACAACCGUACAGCAUGUCUGCCUCUAAGCAACCCAGAGGAAGGGCUGCGCAGAGGAGAUCGCUUCAUCAACAAAGCACGAGAGGAAGUGUAGACCACAGAGGGGAUGGAGCUGUAGGGAGCAGGUCUAUAGACGCGAUAGGGAGCCGUCCUCACACGCGUACAGGUGCCGCAGCGUCAGUACACAGAAGAGAGGAGAUAUCCUACAACUAUAGACCAGAGGCUAGAGGCCGUGUGUCGGACACGCACCAGCUUUCAAGAGUGAAGAGCGCACCACUGCGCACCACCACCACCACGCAACAAGCGUCGAUAAUCCCUCCCGAGAGCAGAUUCACUAGCAGCAGCACAGCGACGCAAGCCUACAGCAACCGCCCGACACGAAAUAAUUCGGACCCACCAAAAGGUCAGUCUGGAGAUCGUGGUGUAAAAAGUAGGAGCCCGGAAAAAGGAAAGACUUCGGAUUCGGGACAGGCGACGAAAAAAGCGGAAAAUGACUUUGAGAAGAAAGACGCCAAACGUAGCGGUGAUGUUCAUCAUCCGGACAGAAGAACGACGGUGCAGGGUCGUCAGAGCCGUAAUUCUGCUUACAGAACUGAGUUUGAUACGUUCUACAUGAUGCAUAAUGGUACACUGUUUGAGCAAAACCCAAGAAAAUUCUCGUCCCCGGCCGAAAUGGAGAGAGCAAACGCGAGACUGAUGAAACCGACGACGACAAAGAUGAUACGAGACCGGAUGAGGUGGGCGCCCGACAAUGAGGAUCUCGCGGACCCUGUGCGGGUUGUUCAGGAAUCGGUGGAGGAAGAGAGGAGCAGGAGCAAAAAGACUGACAGGAGAGGCCGAGUCACGGAGGGUCCUCACAGCGAUGACUCAAGUGAUGCUAAUUGCGAUGAUGAUGAUGAUGAUGAUGAUAUUUCUGAUCAUGAACAAAAGAAGAAGCAGCAGCGGCAUCGCGAGGCGGUUACGGUAAAAGAAACGAAAGGUGCGAAGAUUAAAAAAGAGAAGUCUCCUGCACCAGCUUCGAGCAAACCGAAGUUGGUUCGAGGUGCGCCUAGGGGUCUGAGCGAGCUCAACAAAGCGAGCAAACGUGACGGUGAUGAGGGCGAGAAUGUCAAUGAGAAGACUGAGCUGGCGACGCCGAAACAGAAAAAGGCGCGGUUAACGAAACAGGGUGGAAGUGAGGACGAGUCAAAGAUGCAGGAAAAGAGUGUAGCGAACGAGAAAGCGGAGAAAACAUUGUCGAGGUCUCGAUCUUACUCUUCUGAUUCGUCGGGGAGGUCUAGGUCUCCUAAGCGAGAAAUAUCUCGCUCAAGGUCACGAUCAAGAUCAAGGUCACAAUCUAGGUCCAGGUCUGUGUCACGGUCUAGGUCAAGAUCAAGGUCAGGAUCAAGGUCAAGGUCGAGGUCACGGUCCCGUUCAAGGUCAAGAUCAAGAUCAAGGUCACGGUCAAGGUCAGCUUCGUCUCGUUACUCAAGGUCUCAAAGCCGAUCAGGUUCAGGGUCAGAGACGGAGAAAGAGACGAGUCGAGGGUCGCAGACGGAGCAGAGAGACAUGGAGACGAGGAACAUAUCGGAGGGAGUUGCUAGAGGUGGCCUAAACACUGUUGAAAGCGACUCAAAAACAGAAUCUAUUUCUCAAAAAGAGAAUAGGGAUGUCAGAAACUAUGACGGAGACGAUGAGAAACUCGAGUCUGAAGGAAAUCGUAUUGAUUCCGAAGCUACUGAGGCAGACGGGGAGGAAGAGAGACAUAUGUAUUCCGUAGGCUUCAGGAACAGCCGAGGAGACGAGGACAGAGACACGACUGGUAGAGGGGAGGAUGAGACUCAGAACGUUAGUAAGAAAUAUGCCAAUUUAGAGUCGAGAGGCGACCGUUUUGCCGCGACCGAGACAGAGAAGCAGUCACCAUCUCCGGACUGUGUGACGUACUCUGUCAAAGAGGACUAUAGGUCAGGUCGAAUUGGCGAAGAGGGAGGGGAAGAGGGAGGGGAAGAGGUAGAGGAAGAGGAGGCAGAAACAACUGUGAGUGGUGUUGAGGUGGAGAGUGGUGAAUCAGAAGAUGAGAGUGAGAGUGAAGAGGAAGAAGAGGGGACAGUAGAUGAGGAGGUAGGGGAAAGCGCACAGUUAAGCAUCACUGAGACUUGUCUUGAAAAAGUUUCAGAGUGCAACAUGAAUAAUGAACAACGUCCAUCCGGAGAGAGAGAGACUGGGACAACAGAAGAAAAGCAGGAUCAAGAGGAGGAGAAGGAAGAGGAAAAGGACGAAGGUAAAACUUUUACAACAAGCUCGGAAGGAAUAAAAGCGGAUAAAACGGAUGACAACAAGGGAGAGAAAACAACAGAAAACGGAGAAAAGGCAGAAACAGAAGAAAGAGUCGAGGCAGAAACAAGAGAAGAACACGAAUAUUUAGGAGAAGACGGAACAGGGGUAGAUGGUGGAGUUGAAGAAGUAGAGAUCGUAACAAGAGACGAGGAACUAGAAAACAAAUAUGAUGGUGACGUUGAGGAUGGAACAACUGGUGGGGGAGAUGAGAAAGAAGAGGAAGAAGAAGAAGGAGAAGAAAAAGAAGACAGUUGCGGAAAACAGGGAACAGAACUAGUAGACAAAAAGCCAAGCUAUGAUGACCAGGGCGAGACAGAAAGCCCUAAGUAUGUUGAUCAAGAAUCAGAAGAAAGAAGCGCAGUAGUAACACACUCACAGAUUACCCCGCCUACGCCAUUUUAUGACACCACGAACAUAGGACAUUAUGGACAAGGGGAACCUAACGCUAUGUCAGAAUCUGGCAAUAGUCAGCCGGCACAAAAUGAAAUAAAAAGUUCUGAGGAAAAUGAUGAUGGUGUGAACAAAGGAGGUAACAGCGAGUAUCAUCAAGACAAAGUGACCAGAACUGGAGACAAAUAUGAUGACCUCGAGAGGAAUAAUGGUCAGUAUGGAAUGAGUGAAGGAUCAGAUGAUGAAGGCGAUAAAAGUGACCCACACAGCGUGAACAUGAGGGAGAAAGAACAGCAGAAAGAACAUGCUCAGAAUGAAAUGUCAGAGAAUGAAGACGAAGCCCGUGUACCUUAUGUGAACGAUGAAAACACAGCAGCGCAAAAUGAAGAGUCUGCUGAUGUCGACACUUCUGGUAUCCCAGAGACCUUUAUCACACAGUCUGCACAAGAUGCGGGGUCUCAUCGUGAACGCGCUUAUAGUACGGACAAAAACGGCAAGGACAUAGACGUAGGCUCACAAGAUAGAUUCUCCGAUAAUGAAGACAAGAAAGAUAUGCCGAACAACGACAAUGUUGAGUACAUGCGCACUGAAGAGUCGAGAUUCUCCAAUAAUGAAGACAGGAGAGACAUGUCGAAUAGUGACAAUGUUCAGUUUAUGCGUACUGAAGAGUCCAGUCCCGAAGAGGCAAAUACUAUCCCAAAAGCAGACGAUUUUGAGCACAAUACGAAACACGAAGUAUCUUAUAAUCAUUAUGAUCAGAACGUAGAGUCCAAUAAAGAAGAACAGAACCCAAUGUCCACUGAGCAUUAUGGUCAAGAUGCAUUUACCAAUAAAGAAGAAACGAAUGAAAUGCCCAGUGAGCAUUAUGACCAAGGCGUAGUUUCCGGUAAUGAAGAAAAGAGUAACAUCACGACUAGCCAACAUACCCAGAAAGCCCAGACCGAGAUGCUGGAGCAAAAAGGGACAGAUCAUACUGUACCAGACAACAAUGAUUUCUCUGCUCAGAUGGAGACAAGCAAACAUGAUGAUGAUUACGAUAAUGUUGCUGAAGGGAAAAACCACUGAGGUUUAAGUAUCUUCUUUUAACUUGGAACUGGGAACCAACAAAUGUGUAGCGUCGUCGUGAACUCAGGCGCUCGUCAAAACAAUGAAAAUCGACGAAACAGGCAUUUUUUCCUGCAGUUGACAAUUGUUAUCGAAUUUUGGAACAACACCUUUUAAGUUCAUCUAAAAACACAUUUCCAUGUGAUUUUUUUUUUUCGGAAAAACAUUGACUAAAUCCAGAAAAUAUGUAAAUUU